UUUAGGUCAGUAUUAUUCAUUUUUUAUUCUUGCAUUAUUUUUUUAUUGUUUCAUACACAAAAUGUUUUAGAUCUAUUUCUUUCGCUAUCGUUCUGGGACUCUAGCCUCAAGCACUUGCCUAAGUGUAAGCUUGGUGUUGUUUUAAGCCUCAUUUAUCGAGGUUUCCCUGUGGUGUAAAUAAGCAGGUUGUAUCUCGUGUAAAUAGUGUCGCCUUUAUUUUGUCUUACUGGACGCUCUACCUAGGGCUCGCUACUUUAGUAUUUGCCGCAACUGGUUGAGUGCUUGAGACAUCUCGAGGUUAUAAAGGCAACUAUGUGGGGGAAGAACCAGGCAAUAGCCGUGUGAGUAGGACUGACUUGCCCAAUUAGAGUUUUUCAGGUCUGACCUUGUCCCCCUCCCCCUGGGGACUAGUGCUCCAUGAGGCUACUGUCGAGCCGAUGGUUACGUAGGAUGUUGUCAUGGCGACGAUUCGUACUAUGUACCGCCCCUCUGUCAAUCAUUGCCCUUAUGACGUCAGGCGUGCUCCUUCAGAUUUGGACCAAAAAUCACACCACAUUGGCAGAGGUUUCCAAGAAACACGUUUUCAAGGACGCGUACGGCAACGUCAUACAAGUUCAUGGAAAUUUGAUCGAGCUCGCUAAAGAUUAUGGGGAAAUGAGCAAAAAGGCCGCACAUAAAAGGCUUUAUUCGCACUCGACACGGAGGAAAAAGCGACGGAAAUCGCAACUUAAAUCAUCUAAAGUUCAUAGCACUACUAUGCCUCGUGAUAACAAGAAAAUCGUGCUUCCGAAAAGAACGCUCCAGAACAGCGAAGGGUCACGUGAUACAAGGGAGCCAAUCGAGUUCCCGAGCUUGAACGAAGUAUUCUCGGAAUCCGAGCGCGCAAAGGCCACUGGGACAGGUUUGUGCGGGAAGCGCUGGCAGAAAGAGUAUGUGAAUUUACACAAGAGGAUCCUUAGCGGCAAAGCGCCAAGGAAAUUUCUUGUUUAUUCGUGCAAAGGCGAAGGAUACGGGUGUGCGGGGUAUGGAAACCGUCUGGGAGGAAUCACUACGUUAUUUCUUCUUGCUGUUCUCACGAAAAGAGCGUUUCUAAUCGAUUGGGAUUACUCCCAACCCCUGGCAUUGAGGAACUUUUUCCGUCCCGCUAAGAUAAAGUGGGACUAUUCAAUAGCAAACCUAGAUGGUCUUAGCUCGCGGACACAUUACUGGGGAAAAGGGUUCCCUAAGAAUCUUCACAACACUUCGGUAGAGCGACCAGGAAAUCUCUACCCGGAGUUUUAUUAUUGGUUCAAGAAAAUUGACCUAGAAAAAUAUUUUGAAUUUCCUGUCGAACGGAUAACCGCUGUAUGGAAUUUCGCGCACGCUAUUUGGGCAAACCCUUUUUUGGAAGAAAAAGCCGCAGAAGUCGGUCUAGUUCUACCAAACCCGAGAUACUCAAUGGUCGGUUGUGUCUACGAUCUGCUAUUCCGAACAACGCCCGAGUUUGAAAACCGGCUGAACUACGCCCGAGAGCUCAUCGAUCGGCGAGGUAAUUCCCCCGUGAUUGGACUACAUGUUCGUAUGGGCGACUCGGCGUUCGGUCGGAGAAACAAAUACAAUACCCAAGACUUUAAGAGCUUCUUCUCGUGCGCACAUUCAGUCCAGAGAAGAAUCUGUGCUGAGUACCCACUCAUAAAUGCUUCCGAUAUUCGCUGGUUUCUCGCGACAGAUUCUUCCGCCGUAAAGGGUUACGCGCGUCGGGAAUUCCCCGGGAAAGUCGUGACUCUAGAUAUGGUCCCCGAACACAUCGGAAUAUUCCAGCGGCAGAGGCAGCCUUCGGUAGAGGGGAUGUACGGGGUACUUUUGGAUCAUUUCUUACUCUCGGAGUGCCAUUAUCUCAUCUUAUCCAGCAGCUCUUUCGGAACUACUGCCCUUGGUCGCACCUACCACGCGCCCGGCUCGUACACUUACGGCGAGAAAUGCGGGGCUCCUGUCAGCGGUAGAUAACACAGGCUUACCACGCGCCCGGCUCGUACACUUACGGCGAGAAAUGCGGGGCUCCUGUCAGCGGUAGAUAACACAGGCUUACCACGCGCCCGGCUCGUACACUUACGGCGAGAAAUGCGGGGCUCCUGUCAGCGGUAGAUAACACAGGCUUACCACGCGCCCGGCUCGUACACUUACGGCGAGAAAUGCGGGGCUCCUGUCAGCGGUAGAUAACACAGGCUUACCACGCGCCCGGCUCGUACACUUACGGCGAGAAAUGCGGGGCUCCUGUCAGCGGUAGAUAACACAGGCUUACCACGCGCCCGGCUCGUACACUUACGGCGAGAAAUGCGGGGCACCUGUCAGCGGUAGAUAACACAGGCUUACCACGCGCCCGGCUCGUACACUUACGGCGAGAAAUGCGGGGCUCCUGUCAGCGGUAGAUAACACAGGCUUACCACGCGCCCGGCUCGUACACUUACGGCGAGAAAUGCGGGGCUCCUGUCAGCGGUAGAUAACACAGGCUUACCACGCGCCCGGCUCGUACACUUACGGCGAGAAAUGCGGGGCUCCUGUCAGCGGUAGAUAACACAGGCUUACCACGCGCCCGGCUCGUACACUUACGGCGAGAAAUGCGGGGCACCUGUCAGCGGUAGAUAACACAGGCUUACCACGCGCCCGGCUCGUACACUUACGGCGAGAAAUGCGGGGCUCCUGUCAGCGGUAGAUAACACAGGCUUACCACGCGCCCGGCUCGUACACUUACGGCGGGGGAGAUGCAAGGACUUGUUUAGUAAAGUUUGGGGUAGAUGUACACUGUGAAACUUCGUCUUAUUUAUUGGUUUGUCGUAUAUACCUGUAUACGAAUUAUUCAGGGGCGUAUACAUUAAAAGUCGUGUAUUGAGAA
Molecule: messenger RNA, 2872 nt
Organism: Nematostella vectensis (starlet sea anemone)
Lineage: Eukaryota; Metazoa; Cnidaria; Anthozoa; Actiniaria; Edwardsiidae
Exons: 3
Coding region: 418-1986 (522 amino acids)
Biological process (GO): protein N-linked glycosylation
Molecular function (GO): alpha-(1->6)-fucosyltransferase activity
Source: RefSeq, a predicted model, not a curated record